GACCACACACGUGCUGGACGUGGCAACGCACUCACAAUUCAAGAUCCCCUCAACGAAGCAGAGCUCCUGAUCGUCAUUGCCAUGUCGGACAAGCAGAAGACCGCUUUAAUCGCCGCCGCCGCCGUCACGGGCGUGACCGCCGGCUCGUACUUGCUGCGUGCGGCUAUGCGUCCCGUGCUGCGUGCUCGUGCUGCCACCUUCUUUAAGGGCAUGCUGGCGGACGCCGACAUCAUCAUCGACCGCGACAUCCGCGUGUACGACGAGGACAUCUUCCUUGACUGGGUGCACCGCGGUAUGCUGGCCAUUGGUGAGUCGUACAUGGCCAAGAAGUGGGACGCCAUCAUCCCGCUGGACGAGCUGCUCACGCGUCUGUCGUCGCUGCCCGCCGACAAGCGCCGCAAGAUUUUCAAGGCUUGGAACGCUAAGUUCAUCGCUUUGGGCGGCAAGAUCUUCAACUACCAGUCGCCUUCGCGCGCUGGUAUCGUCGGUGCUCACCACUACGAUCUGGGCAACGACUUCUUCAAGCUCUGGCUUGACCCGUACAUGCAGUACUCGUGCGCCUACUGGAAGGGCAUCGAGGACAAGCACGACUUGGAUGCUGCGCAGCGUAACAAGCUGCACCUGAUUGCCAAGAAGCUCAAGCUCGAGCCGGGUAUGCGCGUGCUGGAGAUCGGAUGUGGCUGGGGCGGUCUCGCCUGCUUCAUGGCUAAGGAGUACGGCGUGCACGUCACGGGCAUUACCAUCUCCAACGAGCAGCUUAAGGGCGCCCGCGAGUGGGCCAAGCGUGAGGGUGUGAGCGACCUCACCAGCUUCGAGUACUGCGACUACCGCAAGAUGCACGGCCAGUUCGACCGUGUCGUUUCCAUUGCCAUGAUUGAGGCUGUGGGCUACAAGAACCUGGGCGAGUACUACGAUGUCAUCAAGCGCUGUCUCAAGGACAAUGGUCUCGCUCUGGUGCACGGUAUUGCAGCCAACCGCUCCAUCGAGGUGCCGAUCCAGCUGUGGAUCCUCAAGUACAUCUUCCCCAACGGCUUCCUGCCGUCCGUGGCGCAGAUGGUCACCUUCUCGGAGCGCAGGCUGGUCGUUGAGGACAUCCAUAACUUGGGCCCGGACUACGACAAGACUCUGAUGUGCUGGUACGAGCGCUUCCAGGACCACCUCAAGAAGGGCAACGUUGACCGUCCGGAGGUGUUCUGCCGUAUGUGGGACUUCUACCUGCAGUACUGCGCCGCCGGCUUCCGCGCGCGUACCAUCCAGCUCGUGCAGAUCGUCUUCUCUAAGAAACGCCCGGACCGCUACGACGCCGUGAGAUAAACGGUUGCCGCGUUUAAUCGCCAGUAGUAGCAGCUCAUCACAGCUCGGCUUUGGCGGUUCAGGUUAUCGUUAUGGACAGCGAAACGUAGAACGAAAGCAUGGCUUUCCUGCGCAUAGGAUACAAUGUAGACAAAGAGAUUGACUGUAGGGAGGCAAACUCUGAAGAUAAUCAAGAGGAAGUCUACAGCUUUAGUAACUUGUGAUGAAUGACGCUCCACGCGUCUAAAAAGAGGCGUUAGUAUCAUCGGAGAUCUGUCAACUCACCAAUCCUCCCC
Messenger RNA from Phytophthora nicotianae INRA-310, 1589 nucleotides. RefSeq lists its product as hypothetical. Bases 82 to 1314 code for a protein of 410 amino acids. The transcript has a single exon. Gene Ontology annotation, biological process: lipid biosynthetic process. The record is from RefSeq and is a predicted model, not a curated record. NCBI's taxonomy places the organism in Eukaryota, Oomycota, Peronosporomycetes, Peronosporales, Peronosporaceae.